CUUCAUAUCAUCAAUAAUAUGUCCAACAAGAAGGCUGCUCCUAAGGCUGUUGAAAAGGUCACUCUCGGCCCUCAAGUCCGUGAAGGUGAACUCGUUUUCGGUGUUGCUCACAUCUUUGCUUCCUUCAACGAUACUUUCGUUCACGUUACCGAUCUCUCUGGUCGUGAAACUAUCUCCCGUGUCACUGGUACGUAUUCAUCAUCAUUUAAUUAUCAACGAAGAUUAAGAAAGGACGCCACUUUUUCCUUGAUUCAUCAGACAGCGUUGAUCUUUCUGUGCGUCAUGCCAGUGUUGACAUCCUAUAUGUAUGUUCUGCAUAUGUUCAACAACUUGGCAUUGCGAUGGAUAAAGCCUACCCGGGCGAGGUUCGGAAAAAAUGACCAGGUUAAAAAAAGAUGUCGGCAUUGGACAUUGAUCUGAACUGAAAGAGACAAUUGUUGAUUGAUGAAUUGAGGGAAAAGUCGAGCGGCGUGUGUAUAUUUUUGUUGUAUGUAUUCUUCAAUGAUACUAAAAAAUAUACGCAUCCCCCUCCUGUGUACCUUUUGUGUAUAUUUUUUUUUUGUGUGUGUCGUUCGUUACUCGAAUGAAUAGGUGGUAUGCAAGUUAAGGCCGAUCGUGAUGAAUCUUCUCCUUAUGCUGCCAUGUUGGCUGCCCAACAAGUAGCUGCUAAGUGUAAGGAACUUGGUAUCAAUGCUCUUCACAUCAAGAU
Messenger RNA from Mycotypha africana, 709 nucleotides. RefSeq lists its product as uncharacterized. Gene Ontology annotation, biological process: translation; ribosomal small subunit assembly; maturation of SSU-rRNA from tricistronic rRNA transcript (SSU-rRNA, 5.8S rRNA, LSU-rRNA). The coding region runs from base 19 to 420 and encodes 133 amino acids. The record is from RefSeq and is a predicted model, not a curated record. Gene Ontology annotation, cellular component: cytosolic small ribosomal subunit; ribosome. The transcript has 2 exons. Gene Ontology annotation, molecular function: mRNA 5'-UTR binding; small ribosomal subunit rRNA binding; structural constituent of ribosome. Lineage: Eukaryota; Fungi; Mucoromycota; Mucoromycetes; Mucorales; Mycotyphaceae.